CCUCCCUCUCCUCCCCCACUCCCACCGGCGUGCACGCGCAGCGGGCUCCGGCAGCUAGCGGGCAGAAUGCUAGCAAGCGAGCAGCAGUUCAAGAAGAAAAUGGCGAUCACGCAGGACGAAUGCUUCCCUCACUAGAUGCUGCAAAUGCGUUGAAUUUCUCUUUUUUUGUAGCCUUACCAGUCGGCUUUCCUCUUCCACUCUGUUGCACUUUAUACUUCAAUGAGAUUCGGAAUUGGAAGCCUUGCCACCAAAGAAACUGAAGCAUCUUAACAGGUCGGGAAUCCACCCACAGAUGGACAGACUGUGGAUGGAAAAGAGCGAGAAACAGAAUGUGUGACAAGGAAGGAGGAUAAUAAUAUUAUACAGGACUCGACAAAAGGACCUGUGAAAGCAAAGUCCUUCAUCCAAACAGCAUUCCCCUUCCCAAACACACACACACACACAUUCAGUGUUCAGCAAGUCGUCAGCAAUGCCAAGGGGGCCUGAUCCGCCAGUUGCCCACUCUGAACAACCCGGCCUCUUCACCCCAGACCCUUGAGGCCGUACCUGCUAAUUCCGUUACUCCCUCGUCAACCUGGGAACCAGAGGAAACCAGUUCUCCUUUCAGCCCGGAGAGGCCCUCCAGCCAAAUCAGGAGCUGCAGCCCUGUGCUCCCCUCACAGGCAUGGCUCCCAUUCGGGAUUCCGUCAGCCAUUCCCCUAAUCAAACAGGGCUGGAACAUCCUGGCUUGGACUCUCAGUAUGAGCCGUCCCCCUGGUCUUCAGGCUCUCCCUGCAGCAGUGAUGGCAAGAGCAACUGGGGUAAAGUCCUAGUGGACGGAAGCACAGACAAAGCCAAGGACCCCUCCUCGACCAAUUCUUCUGUCUGGCCCCCUUCCUCUUCUUCCUUCUCGUGCUCCUCCUCUUCUUCCUCCUCCGGCUGUGGGUCGGGAUCAGACCCCGAGUUGGCUUCAGAAUGCAUGGACGCCGACUCUAGCCCCUCGACUGGCUCAGAGCAAAACUUUGUCUUGGCGACUGGGAUGAUGUCAGCGAAUGCUUCGUCCGCGGUGUCUUCGCCGACGUUCACUCCCUCCUCUGCAAUGAUGGUUGGUGUUUCGCUGAACGCAGACAGCAAUGGCAAUAGUCGUCAGGUUAAUGGAGCAAUCUGUGGUGCAAAUAACGGAAAUAGCAACAUAACCGGACCCUCGCACUUGUCUGCGGCGGGGUCCGGCAGUAUUGACAGCAAUAACAUGGGUAACCACAACAAGCUCGUUAAUAACGGCAGCGUUUGGGGCGCCCAGCCAGGCAACGCCAUGAUGACUUCCAGCGGGAGCACCACCUUCAUAAAUGGAGGCUCCACUCCAAAUGCCAACCAUGGUGCCUGGUCGCAGAAUCCAACCCCAAGCCCGUUGUCCCAGAGCCAACGGCCUCCACAGCCUCAGGGGAUGAAUUCAAAACUGGGUAUAGCGCCCCAACAUGGCCCCUUGCUGGGAUGGGGUGGCAUGGCAGCUCCAGACAACAUGAUGGAAGACACUGAGGUGAAAAAUGGUACAUCAAGCAGCAAUGUUUUGGGAAGCAGCAACAGUGGAAAUGGUGGCCUGCAGCCUGCCAGCCUUAACACUGAAUCCCACGGACCAAAUAACACUAUGACGAUGAAUACUACUUCUACUACUACUACUACUACUACUAACACAACAAUGACCUCCAGCCCACCAAACUCUAUGGCCUCACCCCAGAUGAGCGGAGAAUGUUCCUGGGGGUCCAUUGGAAGAGGUCUGCUGCCCAAUGGAAAUACUUCAUCAGCCCCCAAGUGUUCCCAAGGAGAGACCAGGAGCCCUGGAACCUAUAGUACGCCUUGGGAUGAAUCGACCUAUUCUGGAGAUAAGGGUCCCCCAAAUUCAGACACUGUGAACCCACAAAACUCUGCCUCAAUGCAGGCGGAGAGCUCCCAAAUGUCCUCUACUGCUGCUUUUAAGAGUAAUGAUCACCACCACAACACUGGCGCACCACGCUGGGAUCUGGGGCCUGCCAGUAACCCCAAUCAGUGGGUUGGGGGUGUCAGUUCAAAUCAAAUCCCAGGCUCUACAGGACAGACGCCAGGAACUGUGAACCAAACUGCCAUGGGCGCUACUUUAGGUGUACCUCGCCCGUGGGGGAGCAGUGCGUCUUCUUCCUCCUCUUCCUCGUCGUCAUCCCACAAGAUGUCAACAGCAGAGUGGGGAGCCCCCCGUGGCAACAACCAUUCAGAUGCUGAAAGUCAUAAAGGAAGUGCUGCUAACGGCUGGAAAAGCCUGGAGGAUGAUGCCAUGGGCAUGGGCGGUGGAGGGCCUGGAGGCGCGAGUCCGGCAGGCGUGACAGGAGGCUGGGGUCGCUCCGGAGGAAGUGAGGGAAGUGGGGAGAGCUCUGGAGGCCAAUCCAGCUCAGAUAGAGAAGGCAGCCUGUCAAAGGGAGGGAACCGAAGAAAGGUCAACAACACAACGCCAUUCUUAUCAGUUCCGAGUAAGACUGACGUAGAUCCAAGGGUCUUAUCGAACACUGGAUGGGGCCAAACACCCAUACGACAGAACACCGCCUGGGACGUCAAUCCUCCCACCAUCAAUCAGCCGCUGCCUCCCAGACCAGAUGACAGAAAGCAGAGCUCUGGCUGGGGAACCGCAGCUCCCAGCCAGACCUCUGGCGGUCCUGGCUGGGGAGGCGGUCCAGGUUGCGCCGGCUCUGAUACAGCAAACACUGGUUGGGGUGAACAGAGACCGACUUCCGGGUGGGACAGCAAGGGCCCGUCCAGCGGAGGUGGCUGGGAGGAUGGAUCCGGUUACAAAGGGAAGAACUCAAUGAAGAACGUCAGCAAAGAUGACAGAUCCAAUACUUGGACUAAUGUGCCCAAACCACAGCAAAGCUGGGGUUGCAACAGUGGAAAUGGAGAUGAGGGCUGGAGCACUGGUGGAGACAGUGCAAGAUCAGGGUCUAACAACCACUGGGGAGAACCUCACAAAGGGUCUGGUUCCGCAGGCUGGGAUAGCGACAGCGAUCGCUCUGGCUCUGGAUGCUGGAGCGAGCCAGGUCGAACCAAUAACUGGGGAGGAAGCGGUGGAUCAAAUACCCCAGACCAGAGCACUCCGAACCCGGGCUCGAAUUGGGGAGACCCUGUUCACAAACCCAACCUUCAAAAUAAAAGCCAGGGUUGGGGAGAGCCAGUGAAGAACCAGCAGGGUGUCCAGACCUGGGGAGACGCCAGUUCUAAGCCCUCUCAUACUUCCAACGAGUGGGGGAAAGGACCUGACUCCAACAUGUCGAGAGGAAACAACAAGCCCACAGGCUGGUUGGGUGGUCCCAUCCCAACGAUGGGUCAGAAGGGCGAAGCGGCCACUGGCUGGGAGGAGCCUUCUCCAGAGUCCAUCCGUCGAAGGAUGGAGAUUGAUGAUGGCACUGCAGCUUGGGGAGAUCCCGGUAAACAAAAUGGUGGCUCUGUCAACAUGUGGAACAGAACCAGCCAGUCAGACAAGGAAAGCAUGAGUCCAUCGUCUCAACACCCAUCCCAUAGCUCGACACAUCCUUCUCAGCCCAUGCAGCCUCAUGGCCAAGACAAAAGUGGCGGAUCUGGCUGGGGCGAGCCUUAUGCUCAGCAGAAAGAGUCUUCUUCAUGGGGGGAGCCCAUGUCUGUUACCGUGGACAAUGGAACGUCCGCCUGGGGGAAGCCAGUGGACAGUAACCCUGGCUGGAAAGAACCCACCCGGGACAACAGAGAACCUGCAUGUGGAUGGGAAGGCCGUCAUAAGUCUGGUCUAGGUUCGAAGCCAAUGGAGACCUGGUGUGGAGAGGAGGUGUCUAUGAGUAACAGUUGGGACCAGGAAGAGGAAGUAGAGAUUGGCAUGUGGACUAACAACCCACAUGACAACAGGUCACAUGACCAAAACACCUGGCACUACAAGAAUCGAGGAUCCAGCAAGAUGAUGAAGCCAAUCAACAAACCAGAUGAGCCAUGGAUGAAACCCUUCAUGAACCAGUUCAACAACAUGAGCUUUUCUCGAGACUCUCCUGAUGACUGCAUGAAAAGUGGGGCAGGGAUGGUGCAGGACAAGCGCAUGGACUCCAUGGGAGAUUUUAACGGCAUGAUGGCCAAGAUCCCCGGGUCUCAACACCAGCUUUCCAAAGAGUCCAACAUGGAUCGCAGCUCCUAUUAUGACAAGCUGUCGGUUUCCCUCCCUGCUUCUGACCAGCACUGCUCCAGUCAGAGCAUGAGCAUUUCCCCUUCCAACUGUGCUCAGCUUGCCCCAUGUCAUCACUCUGAGACAUCUCCUGCCCACUCUAGUGCUGGUGUUUCUCAGCAGAAUGUAAACUCUAUGUUGGGUAGCAGCAGCUUAGCACAAGGCCGUGGUGGACUGCACUCACAGCUCCCGCAUCCUAACUAUCGUAACCAAGUGCCUCCUCCCAUCCUCCCCCCUCAGGUGCCUCCAUCCCUGCUGAAAUACCCAGGAGGCAAUGGAGCCCUCAACCCUCUGCUCGGCCCUCAGCAGGUCGCUGUGCUCAACCAACUCUCCCAACUCAACCAACUCAACCAACUCAGCCAGCUGUCUCAGCUCAACCAGUUGCAGCGUCUUCUCCUCCAGCAGCAGCAGCAGCAGCAGCAGCAGCAGCAGCAGCAGCAGCAGCAGCAGCAGCAGCAGCAGCAGAAGGCUCAGAGCCAGAGAGUCAUGCCUGUGGGACGACCGCCUGAUCAGAUGCGUCCUAUUGGUUCAUCUCCAUCCAUGAUGCAGCCCCCGCGACACCUGGACCCUUCUCUGCUGAAACAGUCCCCGGCCCUGAAACCGUACCUGGAGAACUACUUGCCCCACAACAGUCCUGACCUGCAGAAGGAUGCUUCCUCUCUCGGAUCCUUCAGCAACUUCCCUUUAAGCUUGAACUCUAACCUGAAUGUAUCCCUGGACUUGGGUGUUGGUACUACUGCUGGUGGAGCUUUGGGCUACAAAGAGCCACCCCAGUCCAGACUGAAGAAACUGUGGGUUGCUGACCCUCUGGAGCAGAACAGCAAAUCAGGUGCUAUUUCGUCAGGCAUGCGUCUGGAGGACUCCUUUUAUGACUUCCUUCCACCCCCUUUAAGUCCCGCCGGCCAAUCAAUGGGCUCGGUGGGUGACGGCUGGCCGCCCCGUGCCAACUCCCCCCUCCCCCACGGAAACACAGUCACCUGGCCCCCAGAAUUCCGACCCGGAGAACCUUGGAAAGGUUACCCCAACAUUGACCCUGAGACUGACCCUUACGUGACUCCUGGUAGUGUCAUCAAUAACCUCUCCAUCAACACCGUCCGUGACACAGACCACCUCAGGGACAGGAGCAAUGGGCCAUCCUCAUCACUGAACACCACGAUGCCUUCUAACAGUGCCUGGUCAUCCAUUCGUGCCUCCAGCCACAGCGGUUCCCUCACCAGUACAGCACAAAGCACUUCAGCCAGAUCCAGUGAGUCUAAGUGGUCUCCCAGCGCUGGUUCCGUGUCUAACUCCUCUCUGGCCCACGAGCUGUGGAAGGUCCCCCUGCCUUCUAAGGCGCUGUCUGUGGCGGCCCCCUCCAGACCGCCACCUGGCCUCACCAGUCAGAAGCCCAGCUCCGCCUCCUCUGGCUGGGAUGGCUCCGCCCUGAGGCUGGGUGGGUGGGGCUCCACUGACUCCAACUACGCACCUGGUUCAAGUUGGGGCGACAGCAGCAGCUCAGGGAGAACUCAAUGGCUUGUUCUCAAAAACCUCACACCUCAGAUUGACGGCUCCACUCUGAAGACCCUGUGUAUGCAGCACGGCCCUCUGAUCACAUUCCACCUCAACCUGCCGCAUGGUAACGCUGUGGUCUGCUACAGCUCCAAGGAUGAGGCUGCCAAGGCCCAAAAGAGCCUGCACAUGUGUGUUUUGGGGAACACUACUAUUCUGGCCAAGUUCGCCAGCGAGGAGGAAAUCAACCGUUUCUUUGCACAAGGGCAGUCACUGGCCACGCCCUCCUCGGGCUGGCAGGCCAUCGGCUCCUCCCACAGCAGACUGGAUCAGUCCCACCCCUUCCCUGGCCGCGCCGCCGAGCCCAGCCAAUGGAACAGCGGCGAGCUCCAUGGUUCCUCCCUGUGGGGCGGGCCCAACUAUUCCAGCAGCCUGUGGGGGAACCCCGGCGGCACCGAGGCAGGGCGCCUCAGCAGCCCCUCCCCAAUCACGUCCUUCCUUCCGGUGGACCACCUGACAGGCAGCGGCGACGCCAUGUGACCGUCAUGCGGGUCAGUGGAGAGUCCUCAAUAAUCAGCAAAAUGGCGCCGCCGCCGGCUUUCUCGCUAGUCAAGCGCGCGCCCUGUGGAAAACAAGUUACGUUUGUCUCUCUGCACAUAUGUCCACUUUUCUUUAGCCCAAAAACAUAUCAGUCGAAAUACUUGAAUCCUGCAGGCCAAUUCUAUAAUGUGAACGGAUGGAUACUUGCUUCCAGGUAGUGCUCUUUCACACCGAAAAAAGCUUCAAUCGAGCUCAUUAUUAUUAUUAUAUAUAUAUAUUUUUGUUUCAUUCGUCGUGUUUAUUUGAAUUCCAAUUCUUUUAUCGUUUUCUCUUUUUUUUUUUUGCAUUUGUUUGCUGACAAUGUUGGAGUAUGAGCUUUUUUAACUUUGCACUGAAUGUGUUUUUUUUUUUCAGUAUAUAUAUAUAUAUAUAUAUAUAUAUAUAUAUAUAUAUAUAUAUAUAUAUAUAAAAUCAAUCUGCAAUAUAGAGGGAGCAGCCAGUUUUUCCAGUGUAGCUGUUUACUCAUGAGGUCCUUACCGUGUGUGUGUGUGUGCGCGUGUGUGUGCGCUCCUCUCUUGCCUUGGCACGCCUACCUUACCGCGUUGUCGUGGAGUUUGAGAUCAACAAAUACGUUGAAGAAGAAAAGCUGACUUAGGAGGUGAUAAAAAAAAAAAGUGACAUUAAAAAGAAAAGUAUUGCACCGAUUAUUUUUUUGUUUUCAAACUAAAGAACGUUGAGCUCUGCAGUGCAAAGGACUGUAGCCGCAGCUGGGACUAGCAAGCCCUGCCUACCCUAGUGUAGGGGGCGGGCCCUAUCUAGCAAGCCCCUCCCUCACGCCCUGUAGCGGGCGCGGGCGGGGUCAGCACUUUCAGAAGAGGCUUUCAAUGUUUUGGAGGUGCCACACUGCAACCUCUUGUUUACAAGACUUAGGAGGCGGAGCGUGUGUUCAUUCUUCAUUUUCACCACAAGAUGGAGUAAAACUGAAAAAUGCAAGCAAAAAAAAACCUUAAAAAAAAAAAAACGUCAAAAAAAGUUUUAAAAUGAUAAAAUGUUUGAAAAAAAAAAAAAGCUUCUAUAAAAAUGUUAUCAUGGAUGAAGACGAUGCUUUGUAACUCUGGGAAUUCGGAUCAGUGUUUUUUGGCCAUGGUUAUUUGAAUGAUUCCUCUUUUGUCUGCUCAAUAACCAGCGAUGGUUCUCAGGAAAUCAAGCCAGUUUUCCCCACCUUCUAGUUGAUAAAAACACACACAAAAAUAGUCAAAUCCAACUUCUAGCACUGAAAAGCGUGUUUAGGUCUGUAAGUUUCUUUUCUCUGCCAAAUAACUGCUUUAAGCUGGAGAAGCUCCACACACUGCUUUCAAUAUGCUGUCUUUGGAGGGCCCAAGUGUGUGUGUGUGUGUGUGUGUGUGUGUGUGUGUGUGUGUGUGUGUGUGUGUGUGUGUGUGUGUGCGUGUGCGUGUGCGUGUGCGUGUGCGUGUGCGUGCGCGUGCGCGUGCGUGCGCGUGUGUGUGUGUGUGUGUGUGUCUUCUACAAACCAAGAGAAAGGUGAUCUAUGCAUACUGUAGCUUCUCCCCGAGAGGAGUUUUUCUUUCUUUUCCUCGAGAUGUUUUUAAAUGUUCCACUCAGUACAGCGACUUGCUUUUAAGAAAUAUUUAGCUCUCAUUGCCACAAAGUGUUUUGGAAGGAGAAAAAAAAAAGGUUGAAGAUGUUUUAAGAGUCGUCCACAUUUCAUUGCCUUGAUCCCAGUUGUGUCCGCAGAUGUCAAGUGGCUUCUACUUGUUUACAAAUAUGAUUGUAUUCUUUACACCCCCACCCAUCACGUGUGAAUGUACGUCCAACUUUCCGCUUCCGUGGGGCGCUGGGGGGCGGGGCUUAAACAGCGUCUGCGAAGCCACGGACUUUAAACGCUUGCUGAUGUUGUUGUUGACCCCACUGGAGGCUUUUUAUUGAACAAAGCGUACGUAGGAAGACACCACCUGUAUUAGCCCUGACGCCGCGCGCGCGUGUGUGUGUGUGUGUGUGUGUCAGUAUUCUACCCGCUCUCUACCAAAUAGUUGACUUAAUUCCAGUUUUGUUGCUUAAAACACUUUUUUUUUCUUACAUUGAAUCAUUCGAACAUCUAAACUUAACUGACAUGUUGAACUGAGGAGCCUUGGACUUUGCACUUUUUUGAAGUGGCUGUGUGAGCGCAGAGCAGGCAGAGUGAGUGAGUGAGUGAGUGAGUGAGUGAGUGAGUGAGUGAGUGAGUGAGUGAGUGAGUGAGUGAUAGUGAAGAAGCAGUGUCCUUCCUGUAAUGAAAUCCGGUGUACCCGCCUGACAAACAUUUGUUCUCCACUUAGUCCAAAUAAUCAAAUGUUUUGCUUCCAAAGGUGAAGAGAAGUGGUUAAAUACAAACACAAUACAGCUUGCUACUCACAAUUCUAUUUCCUUUCCAAAUCCAUUUGUCAUUCAAACCUAUUCUCCUAAUGUACAAACCCUGUUCCAUAUGAGUUGGGAAAUUGUGUUAGAUGUAAGUAUAAACAGAAUACAAUAAUUUGCAAAUCAAUUUCAACCCAUAUUCAAACGAAUGCACUACAAAGACAAGAUAUUUUAUGUUCAAACUCAUAAACUUUUUUUUUUUUUUGCAAAUAAUCAUUAACUUAGAAUUUUAUGGCUGCAACACGUGCCAAAGUAGUUGGGAAAGGGCAUGUUCACCACUGUGUUAAAUCACCUUUUCUUUUAACAACACUCAAUAAACGUUUGGGAACUCAGGAGAUCAAUUUUUGAAGCUUUUCAGGUUGAAUUAUUUCCCAUUCUUGCUUGAUGUACAGCUUAAGUUGUUCAACAGUCCGGGGUCUCUGUUGUGGUGUUUUAGGCUUGAUAAUGCGCCACCCAUGUUCAAUGGGAGACAGGUCUGGACUACUAUUAUAUAUGUUGCUCCAAUACCUGUAUGUACCUUUCAGCAUUAAUGAUACCAUCACAGGUGCUGGCUUUUGAACUUUACGCCUAUGAGAAUCCGGAUGGUUCUUUUCCUCUUUGUUCUAGAGGACACAACUGCCACAGUUUCCAAAAAUAAUUUGAAAUGUGCACUCAUCAGACCACAGAACACUUUUUCACUUUGCAUCAGUCCAUCUUAGAUGAGCUCAGGCCCAGUGAAUCCAGCGGCGUUUCUGGGUGUUGUUGAUAAAUGGCUUUUGCUUUGCAUAGUAGAAUUUGACUUGCACUUACAGAUGUAGCGGCAAACUGUAGUUACUGACAGUGGUUUUCUGAAGUGUUCCUGAGCCCAUGUGGUGAUAUCCUUUACACACCGAUGUCGCUUUUUGAUGCAAUACCACCUGAGGGAUUGAAGGUCCGUAAUAUCGUCGCUUACGUGCAGAGAUUUCUUCAGAUUCUCUGAAACUUUUGAUGAUAUUACAGACAGUAAAUGGGGAAAUCACUAAAAUUCCGUGCAACAGCUGGUUGAGAAAUGUUCUUGAACUGUUCGAUAAUUUGCUCAUGAUUUGUUUACAAAGUGGUGACCCUCACCCCAUCGUUGUUUGUGAAUGACUGAGCAUUUCACGGAGCUACUGUUAUACCCAAUCAUGGCACCCACCUGUUCCCAAUUAGGCUGCACACCUGUGGGAUGUUCCAAAUAAGUGUGAUGAGCAUUCCUCAACUUUAUCAGUAUUUAUUGUCACCUUUCCCAACUUAUUUGUCACGUGUUGCUGGCAUCAAAUUCUUAAGUUAAUGAUUAUUUGUAACAACAAAAUUUUUUUAUCAGUUUGAACAUCAAAUAUGUUGUCUUUGUAGCAUAUUCAAUUGAAUAUGGGUUGAAAAUAAUUUUCAAAUCAUUGUAUUCCGUUUAUAUUUACAUCUAACACAAUUUCCCAACUCAUAUGGAAACAGGGUUUGUACUAUUUGGCAUAUAAAUUAUGAUAAAAGCUAGUUUGAGCGAUAUGGCUGAAAACUGAACCACGAUAUCACUAUUUUUGAUCAGUCGUUAUCAAUAAUUAUUUAUAUUAUUUGACUUAUGGAAAAUAAGAAGCAGGAGAAUAGUAUAUUUUAUUUUGAAAUGUAAUUUCCUCUGAUUAUAAUCCCUUAAGUUACCAAGGCAGAAAGGUCUACACAAGCAUGGAACACACAAAAGUAAAAUCACAUUCAACACUUAACAAUGACCUCUUAAAAAUAACAAACAUGUAAGAAAUGCUUCAUAAAGUGUAAGAAAAUAGUGCAAAGUGUGAAAAUGUAAACAGAGAACUAUUUUCUGCAGGUUUAGUGGCAGGAAGUUACAGCUGUGCUCUAAAGAGUGAGUUAAGGUGGUGUGGUAGUGGUGCUCUUGCCUGGCAUCAUUUACAGACCACAUUGGUCUGACUACGGUCCCUUUGAAAACAUCCAAAAAACUCUGCAGGUCCUCCACUCUCUCUCGUUCUUGAUCUCCCUCGAUCUCUCUUGAUUUAUCUCAAUUGCUCGAUCUCUCUUGAUGUCUCUCUCUCUUUUUCAAUCUUUCUUUUUCAAUCUUUCUAUCUCUUGAGCUCGAUCUCUUGAUCUUUGUCUUUCUCAAUCUCUUUUUCACCCUUGAUCUCUCGCGAUCUCGUUUUCAAUCUCUCAAUCUGUCUUUAGCGAUCUCUAUAGCUCUUUACAAUCUCUAUCUCUCUUGACCUCUCUUUUAAAAUCUAUUUUGCAAUCUUGAUCCCUCACGAUUUCUAAUUCAAUCUUGCUCUAUCCUGAUCUCUUUUUCAAUCUUUUCAUCUCGAUCUCUAUCUAGAGCUCCUUAGAUCUCUCUCUCUCUCGAUCUCUCUAUCGCUCUGAAUCUCCCUCGAUCUCUCUCUCAAAUUCCAUUGAUCUUUCUCGAUCUCUUCUCUUGAUCUCCCUCGAUCUCUAUCGCUCUCAAUCUCCAUCGCUCUCAAUCUCCCUCGAUCUCUCUCUCAAAUUCCCUUGAUCUCUCUCUCUCUCUCUCUCUUUCUCCCUCCCUUCCUCCACCCUCCUUUUAAUAUCAGCAGUGCCCAAACGUGGAAAAAUGUGCUUAAAAAUAUUUCAUCAAGAAAAAUAUCAAAGGGUAAAACUUGUGACCCAAACUAAACAGUUAAGGAUAUUUGAAGAAGAAAACAAGAGCUUACAUCUCAUCUUUGACGCAAAAUAUUUUUUUUUUUUUAAGACAUGUUUUUAAGCAAGGUAGUGACAAUCGUUUUUUUACUUUUAUUUAUUCAAAUGAUAUCUAUCAGCGAAAUGACAACUGCACCACACACUUGCUGCACUCCCUAAUCCAAUUUCGGCCACAAAGCACAUGGCCUCGCAUGUGAAAUGUGUGAUAUCAUGUGCGAUACAAGCAGUCCUGCAGAGUGUUCACUUGUCUGCGAUACAUGCAGUCCCGCAGCGUGUUCGCUUGUGUGCGACAUCAUGUGCGAUAGAGGCAGUCCUGCAACGCGUUUACUAUUGUGUGAUGUAAGCAGUCCUGCAGCGUGUUUACUUGUGUGUGAUACCAUGUGCGGUACAAGUAGUCCUGCAGAGUGUUUACUUGUGUGAGAUAGAUCAUGUGCGAUAUAAGCAGUCCUGCAGUGUUUACUUGUGUGUGAUAUCCGGUGCGAUACAAGCAGUCCUGCAUCGUGUUUACUUGUGUGUGAUAUCAUGUGCGAUACCAGCAGUGUUUACUUGUGUGAUAUCAUGUGCGAUACAAGCAGUCCUGCAGCGUGUUAACAAAUUAACUCAAUAAGCACACAAUUUAUUCUAUUUUACUUAAGUCAUUUACUAAAGGUACACUUUCUAUGCUAUAUAGCUACUAGCAGCUACACAACAGCUAUGCACACAAAAGCAUACAAGCUAGACAUAAGUAAUAAUUAUUCAACAAUAAAAGGUGACAUUUGUCAAUACAGACAAGUAUCACAUAAUAAUAGUUACAUGUUUUUUUCCACAUAACUUAGAACUCCAAGGCACGUGUAUUAGAAAGUAUCCAGUAACAAACGUGUCCGUAUCGUUCAACUAGUGUCACCAAAACAAUUACCACUCCAACUUAAAGACAGCAUAAGUCCAUUCCAGAGGUUAAUAAUAAAUGGGUUAGUGUUUUUCAUAACUACCAUUGUUCUCUGUUAAACUCAUUUCACCUGAUCAAAACUUUUCUAACAUUCCACACUACUAAAUGAUACAAGUUAGUAUGAUUCCUGCUGAUAUUGGAUCGAUAUCGGCCAAUACUAACAGCUCCAAUCAGUUUUAUUGUAUCGAAAGUCAGAAUCGGGACACCACUAUAGGACAUGCCCUGCUGCUUCUAGCAGGACUUUAAUACUUCAUAGCAGGAAGACAUGCGCUCAUUUGCAUAUUAAUUGUGUGUGUCUGUGUGUGUGUGUGUGUGUGUGUGUGUGUGUGUGUGUGUGUGUGUGUGUGUGUGUGUGUGCGUGCACACGAUCAUGCCAAAUUGUGGUGGUAGCAAGAAGGAAAGGGAUUUCUUUGUGAGUAUAUUUAAGAAUAUUUGAGUAUUUUUGAGUAUCUUCGAGAAUAUUCUCAAAUUCGAGUAUAUUUCAGUAAAUUUGAAUAUUUUGAGUACAUUUGAAUAUAUUGAGUAUAUACGAGUGUAUUCAUGUACAUUGGAAUAUAUUUGAAAAUGUUCAAGAACAUUUUAGUAUAUUCAAGGUUAUUUCAUUAUAUUUGAGUAUAUGAGUAUAUUUCAAUAUAUACAGUAUAUAUUUUAGUAUAUUCGGGUGUAUAUUUGAGUAUAUUCGAAUAUACUGAGAACAUUCGAGUAUAUAUUUGAGUACUCAUAUUCAAAUAUACUCAGAUAUACAUAUCUGAGUAUAUUUGAAUAUAGUGAGUAUAUAUGAGAAGGAGUGUGUGAUGCUCCUCAAAGAAGAAGACUGUGAUGACUGAAGUCUUCUUGUCAAACUAACUUGUCUGGGAGCACGACUCAAACAUUUAGUGAUCACGACUAUGCAGACAUUUUGAUUUCAUCUCUACUAAAGUAAUGUUCCUCCACCGUGUCCUAGUUUUAACAUGACACGAGUCGUAGUGCUAACCAUGACAUGAGUCGUAGUGCUAACAUGACGUGAGUCGUAGUGCUAACAUGACGUGAGUCGUAGUGCUAACCAUGACGUGAGUCGUAGUGCUAACCAUGACACGAGUCGUAGUGCUAACUAUGACACGAGUCGUAGUGCAAUCCUGACACGAGUCGUUGUGCUAACAUGACACGAGUCGUAGUGCUAACCAUGACACGAGUCGUAGUGCUAACCAUGACACGAGUCGUAGUGCUAACCAUGACACGAGUCGUAGUGCUAACUAUGACACGAGUCGUAGUGCAAUCCUGACACGAGUCGUUGUGCUAACAUGACACGAGUCGUAGUGCUAACCGUGACAAACGUGACUUAGGAACAGCAGUUGUAGCAGGAAAUUGGGGGAGGGGCAAGGUCUGGUUAGGCUUUUCGAAGUCCUUACGUUUCUUGUUCAUGGUCCUCCAUAAGACUCUUGUUUCUUGUUCAUGGUCCUCAACAAGACUUUGGGUCGCGAGGACCGCUGACGGUGCACAUUUGACACAGCUGGUACGGAAAGGGGCGGUUGGAUGUUUUAUGCACACGACUUAGUUCCACGUAAGUAACGUGGAGAAUCAGGCGGGAAGCGACUUGACUUUCCAAGGUCUUCCUGGGCGCAGCAAAGGGUUUUAAAGAUUUGUGUUGAGUUUUUGUGGGGUCUGCACUUUUUGAAGGACAAUCUUAAUUAGGUAAAUGCAUCCUUGGCCUGAGGUGUCACCACAACUCCAAGAUGAAUGUGUCCUCCUUUGCUUCCUUGGAAUAUUUUUACUCCUUUUUUGUUGCUUGGUUUGUUCAGUAUUUGUUCUCCUUUAUUCCUCUGGAUUUUAGUGCUCUCACGUGUACUAAAGUGUAGCUAGUAGUCUUCUGUCGGCUGUACUCGUACUGAUUACUGUUUGUAACCUCUGGCCCUGCAGCCAGCAUACAAAGCUGUAGAACUUGGGUACAACCCUCAAUAAAAGACUAACAAUCACA
Nerophis ophidion (straightnose pipefish) is the source of this 14148-nucleotide messenger RNA. Its product is annotated as trinucleotide repeat-containing gene 6A protein-like. NCBI's taxonomy places the organism in Eukaryota, Metazoa, Chordata, Actinopteri, Syngnathiformes, Syngnathidae. The transcript has 26 exons. Gene Ontology annotation, cellular component: P-body; nucleoplasm. Gene Ontology annotation, biological process: positive regulation of nuclear-transcribed mRNA poly(A) tail shortening; miRNA-mediated post-transcriptional gene silencing. Gene Ontology annotation, molecular function: nucleic acid binding. The record is from RefSeq and is a predicted model, not a curated record. The coding region runs from base 665 to 6211 and encodes 1848 amino acids.